Symbiodinium sp. CCMP2456 is the source of this 4404-nucleotide messenger RNA. Lineage: Eukaryota; Dinophyceae; Suessiales; Symbiodiniaceae. The record is from the annotation of a GenBank genome assembly.
AUGUUCCUGCUGCCGGGGGACUCACCGAUGGGCUAUCGAUUGCCGAUCCAAUCGCUCGUCUACGACGACCGGCCGGCGCACGCCAAGGCGUUCCUCGAGGCCGACCCCUUCGACGCCGAGCGCCCGCUGCCGAUGCGGGAGCGUCUGCGGCGCGCGGUGCCCGUGCCCGUCGGCGUCGCCGGCGGUGGCUACGGGUACGGCGGCGGUGGCGGAGACUACGGCCACCACGACUUCCAGUUCCAAGGACGCCACCAUGACGGCAACGGCGCCAAUGGCGCCGGCCACGGCUAUGGCGACAACGGUCACGGCCACGAUCGUUCGCAACCGCAACAUCCCUUGCCGGAAGGAAGCGCUUCGCGGUUCGAUCCCUACAAAGCCGACGUCAACUACAACGACCCGUCGAACCUGAUCCGCACCGCGAUGUGCAUCGAGCCGCGCGGCGGCACGCUCCAUAUCUUCAUGCCGCCUAUCGAACGGCUGGACGUGUACCUCGACCUGAUCGCCGCGGUGGAGGAGACCGCCGAGGACCUGCAACUGCCGGUCGUCCUUGAGGGCUACCUGCCCCCGCACGACAGCCGCCUCAAGCAUAUCAAGGCGACGCCAGACCCAGGAGUCAUCGAGGUCAACGUCCACCCCGCCCACAGUUGGGACGAACUGGUGGAGAUCACGACCGGCGUCUACGACGACGCCCGUGAGAGCCGCCUCGGGACGGAGAAGUUCGACCUCGAUGGCUCCCACACCGGCACCGGUGGCGGCAACCACGUGGUGCUUGGCGGCUCGACGCCAGCGGACAGCCCCUGGCUGCGUCGCCCGGACCUCUUGAAGAGCUUCCUUGGCUACUGGAACAACCACCCGUCGCUGUCGUACCUGUUCAGCGGCAAGUUCGUUGGACCGACGAGCCAGGCGCCGCGCGUUGAAGAGGCGCGGGCGGACAACCUCUACGAACUUAAGAUCGCCUUCGAGCAGGUCCGCAAGGGCGAGCACACGCCGCCGUGGUUGGUUGACCGGAUUUUCCGUCACCUGCUUGUCGACGGCACCGGCAACACCCACCGCGCGGAGUUCUGCAUCGACAAGCUAUUCUCCCCCGACACCUCGUCGGGCCGGCUCGGCCUGCUCGAGUUCCGCGCCUUCGAGAUGCCGCCGCACGCGCGGAUGAGCCUCACACAGCAACUGUUGCUGCGGGCGUUGGUCGCUCGGUUCUGGGAGACACCCUACGAAAAGCCGCUGGUUUCCUGGGGCACCUCGCUGCACGACAAGUGGAUGCUGCCUCACUUCAUUUGGCAGGACUUCGAGGACGUCAUCGAAGCGACCCGCGCCGCGGGCUUCCCGCUGGAGCGUGAUUGGUUUGCUCCGCACCUUGAGUUCCGCUACCCGUUCAUUGGUCAGUUCACUCAGCGCGGCGUGAACGUCGAGCUGCGGCGGGCGAUCGAACCCUGGUACGUCCUCGGCGAGGAAGGCGCCCCGGGCGGCACGGCUCGUUACGUGGAUUCAUCGGUCGAACGCAUGCAGGUGAAGGUCAAUGGCAUGACCGACCCACGUUACGUGCUGACCUGCAACGGCCGCCGCGUGCCGCUCCACCCAACCGGCGUGCAGGGCGAAUUCGUCGCGGGCGUCCGCUACCGGGCGUGGCAGCCGCCGAGCUGCCUGCACCCGACGAUCCCGGUAGACGGUCCGUUGGUGUUCGACCUCGUGGACGAGUGGAUGGACCGCUCCGCCGGCGGUUGCCAGUAUCACGUCGGCCAUCCAGGCGGGCUCAACCCGCAGACGUUCCCUGUCAACGCCCUGGAGGCCGAGACCCGUCGGGCGACGCGAUUCCUCGCUUUCGGUCAUACGGCGCAGUCUCUCGGUGGUCCGGCAAGCACUACUCCGAAUAGCGCCGAGCCUGGAUCGCUGUUCGCUGAGUACGCGCCGAUCGCCGGCGUCUACGACGAGAUGCUCGACGAGACGGGCCGUUCACGGCCCGCCUGGAAGGGCUUCCGCUCGCAGGUCGCGCAGAUCGGCGAAGUCGAGCUGCUGCGCCGCUGGACGCAGUCGCAACGGCUGAUCAACGAGAACGGCAUCGUCUACAGCGCCUACGGCGACGCCGAGGGACGCUACCGCCCCUGGGCGCUCGACCCCUCACCAUUGCUGCUGCACGAAAGCGAGUGGGGCGCCAUCUCGCAGGGCUUGUCGCAGCGGGCUUCGCUGCUCGAGCUGCUGAUCGCCGACCUCUACGGCGACCAGCAGCUAAUCACCUCGGGCCUGUUGCNNCCGGAGGUGGUCUACUCGCACCCGGGCUACCGUGUGGCGUUGCAUCGCCCACCGAUGGCCAAAGGGGGUCGGCCGCCGAACUUGCUGUUUUACGCCGCGGACCUCGGCCGCUCUCCGGACGGCCAGUGGUGGGUCUUGGCGGAUCGGACCGAAGCGCCCUCGGGCGUCGGCUUUGCGCUCGAGAAUCGGCUGGUCACUUCGCGGAUGCUCGCCGAGUCGUUCCGCGAGCGCCGCGUCCGGCGUCUUGCGCCGUUCUUCCUGCAACUGCAAGCGACAUUGCGUCGCUGGGCGCCCGCCGGGCGCACGAACCCGACCAUCGCGAUCCUCAGCCAAGGCGCCGCGCACCCCAAUUACUUCGAAGACGCUUACCUCGCUCGCUACCUCGGCUACCUACUCGUCGAAGGCGAGGACCUCACCGUUCGCAGCCGCCAGUUGUGGAUGAAAACACUCGACGGCCUCGCGCCGAUCGACGUGCUGGUGCGGCGGCCCAGCACCGACCAAUGCGACCCGCUCGAACUGGGGGGCGAGUCCCCAGUCGGCGUAGCAGGCUUGGUCCAGGCAGAACGCGACGGCGCCUUGCUGGUCGCCAACGCUUGCGGCAGCGGCCUGGUCGAGUCUCCGGUCUUUAUGUCCUUCUUGCCACGGCUUUGCCAAGAGCUGUUGGGCGAAGACCUCCAGCUGCCGGGCGUCGCCACUUGGUGGUGCGGCGACCCCGAGGCGCUCGAGUACGUCAUCGAGAACCUCGACACCCUGAUCCUCAAGACAGCCUUCCGGCGCCGUGGCCAAGAGUCGUUGCUCACCAACAAGCUGCGCAAGUCGCCGCGUGACGCGCUGGUGAAGAUGAUCCGCAGCGACCCGGUCAACUUCGUCGCCCAGGAGCAAGUGAACCGCUCCGCGUCGCCGACCUAUCGUCAAGGGAAGGUGCAGCCCGCGCGGGUGGCGCUGCGGGCGUUCGUCGUCGCGGGUGACGGCGAUUACCACGUGAUGCCCGGCGCGCUGGCGCGGACGUCGAUCGACUCCGGGCCGCUGGAGGCGACGCUGCUUACGGGUGAAGGGAGCAAGGACGUCUGGAUCGUAGGAGACAAGCCGGUCGAGGUAGUGACCCUGCUCCCCGGCGAGCACGAGUCGAUCGAACUCGUACGGAUCGGCUCCGAGCUCCCCAGCCGUGUGGCGGAUAACAGCUACUGGUUCGGCCGGCAGCUCGAACGCGCCGACGCCGCAGCGCGGCUGGUGCGCAUCGUCGCGACGCGGAUGAGUAGCGAAGGCAACGCGGCGGACUUUCCUGAGCUGCCCGCCCUGAUCCGCGCACUGGCGGAGAAAGGACAGAUCGAGCCUGGCUACGCCCUGGCCGAGAUGCGUCAGCGGUUGCCGAUGGUUGAGCUAGCGCUUCCGCGCGAGGUGCUGAACCACACACAAUCGAGCUCACUGGCGGCGACGGUCGACCGUAUGUUCGCGUCGGCCGCCAAGGUGCGUGACCGGCUGUCGCGCGACACCUGGCGGAUUGUGCUGCGGGUCUACGAGGACUUCCGCAACCAAGACGCCGGCGGGGCCAACCUCACCGACGUGCUGAAUCUGACGAACGAGCUGAUCAUCGACCUUGCGGCGCUGGGCGGCAUGGUGGUCGAGAGCAUGACGCGAACGCAGUUCUACCGCUUCCUCGACAUCGGCCGGCGCCUCGAACGCGCGAUGCAAGCGAUCGACCUCUUGCGGACUUGCCUCGUCGAGUCGCGCGACGUCUCCCCUGCCCUGCUCGAAGCGCUCUUGGAGUCGGCCGACAGCCUGAUGACCUACCGCGCCCGCUACCGCGCAAGCGUCAAGCUGGCGCCGGUGCUGGAUUUGCUCGUCACCGACGAAACCAAUCCCCGCAGCAUCGCCUACCAACUCAACACGCUCGAACGGCACAUCGGCAAGCUGCCCCGCGCGGACGACGGCGGCCCCGGCGCCCCGCCCGAGCAGCGGCUGGCGCUCGCCCUCUCGCACACCGUGCGGAUGGCCGACAUCCGCGAAAUCUGCGAGGCGUACGAACUCGACAACCCACGCCCCCUCACUAGGCUGUUGUCUGACCUCGAACGCGACCUGCCCGCCUUGUCGCACGCGAUCUCCUUGAAGUACCUGGCUCACUCCGGCCCACCGCGUCAGCUCGCGCCGACGUGA